Engraulis encrasicolus (European anchovy) is the source of this 7480-nucleotide messenger RNA. RefSeq names its product insulin receptor substrate 4a (gene irs4a). Gene Ontology annotation, biological process: insulin receptor signaling pathway. Bases 207 to 4199 code for a protein of 1330 amino acids. Gene Ontology annotation, molecular function: insulin receptor binding; phosphatidylinositol 3-kinase binding. Lineage: Eukaryota; Metazoa; Chordata; Actinopteri; Clupeiformes; Engraulidae. The transcript has a single exon. The record is from RefSeq and is a predicted model, not a curated record. Gene Ontology annotation, cellular component: cytosol; plasma membrane.
UUGAAAAUGGCAAUUGGAAUAGCAUUGCAUGCAGAAAUGGCGUAUAUUGUUGUGCAACCCUUGCUGAACGCGUCCGUGAACAGAAUCUGAGAAGAUAUGGAGGAUAAAUUGAAGGACUUGUUUUAACUUGCGCUGCAAACCCAUUAAUAAGAAUGGGCAGUGCAUCAGCGUAACCAAGGUAAAGUGACCUUUCAUUGCAUUGUCCCAUGGAAGAUUUGCUAAAUUGUCGAAGAAGAAGCGGCGAUAUGUUGACUUUGGAAGCCCAGUCGCGCGGUGUUACUGUAAAAACAGCGUCUACUACGACAAACGGCGAAUCUGCCGCGGAGCCUCCGUCAUUAUCCUCGGUGAGCAUCAGUAGCUCCCGCUUCCCACUGCACUUGACGGCCUCCACUCAUCAAGGUCCCCAGUCGAGGAGGCAACAUCCGCCGCCACCGCAUCAUUUCAAAGCCCAGCACCCUUUCCCCGACGAGGCCGCUCAAGAUGCCGUGAUGAAAAAGUCCUUGUCGUCGCUUCAGUACAAGGUACAUGACUCUGCAUUUUGUCGGGUUCUGUCGGCUGAGGCAACAGCCGCCGCUGCUUUUGCCUCCGCGGCUGCGUGCUCUACCGCUAUGGACAAAGACGUAUGGAAGUGUGGAUACUUGAGAAAGCAGAGGCACGGUCAUAAAAGGUUUUUCGUGCUGAGGGGGCCAAGUCACUUAGGCCCCAGUCGCCUGGAGUAUUACGACAGUGAGAAGAAAUUCCGCAACGCUCUGAAAUCUGCCUCUGCCUCCACUGCCAGUGUUAUGUGCCCUCCGAAAAGGGUCAUCUAUCUCUCUCAGUGUUUCACUGUCAACAAGAGGGCUGAUGCUAAGAACAAAUACCUCAUUGCCCUCUACACUAAAGAUGAGUACUUUGCCAUGGCAGCUGAGAACGAGCAGGAUCAAGAGGAGUGGUACCAGGCGUUCAACAGCUGGAUGACGGAGGGCAAGAAGGGCCAGCUGGACCCCGACGAGCUGGACGACGGCUACGGAACCAUCUCGCCGGGCACCAUCUUCAAGGAAGUGUGGCAGGUGAACGUCAAGCCCAAGGGCCUGGGGCAGACCAAGAACCUGAUGGGGGUGUACCGUCUGUGCCUUUCUGCCAAGACAAUUCACCUGGUGAAGCUGAACUCAGACAUGGCCUCGGUGAACCUGCCCCUGAUGAACAUCCGGCGCUGCGGCCACUCCGAGAGCUUCUUCUUCAUCGAGGUGGGCCGCUCCUCGUCCAUCGGGCCCGGCGAGAUCUGGGUCCAGGUGGAGGACUCGGUGGUGGCCCAGAACAUGCACGAGACCAUCCUGGAGACCAUGCGCGCCCUCAAGGCCUUCCCCGAGUUCCGGCCGCGCAGCAAGAGCCAGUCGUCCGGCUCCAACCAGAUCCCCUUCAUCACCACGCGCCGCCACCUGGGCAACUUGCCGCCCCGCCAGACGGGCCUGCGACGCUGCGCCCGCGUCGACUCCAUGUCGGGCACGCCGCCGAAGUGCAAGGGCCGAGGGGCCAGCGACCGCUUCCGGACGUCCAGCGAGGGCGACGGCACCACGGGCAGGCCCCUCAGCUCGGGCACGGGCUCCCUGGUGCACCUCAACACCCCCUGCCUGAACCUGUGUCGCGAGGAGAGCGGCGGCAGCAGCAGCAGUGGCGGCGGUGGUGGCGGUGGUGGUGGAAUGGGCAUGUGCUGCCUCCCCACCUCCCCAGGCUCCUCCUCAUCCUCCACCCAUCAUCAUCAUCACCACCACCAUCACCACGGCAGCGGCAGCCAUCACCACCACCACCAUGGCGCGCCGGUGCGCUCCAUCUCACAGCCUUCCUCUCAUUUCCUGUCGGCCAGCAGCCCCAUCAGCGUGUCGAGCAGCAGCGGCCACGGCUCCGCCUCCGACACGCACACGCGGCCGUCCAGCUCCUCCCUCUGCGGCUCGCCCAGCGACGGCGGCUUCAACUCGGCCGACGAGUUCUGCUCCAGCCCCGCCCCACCCUGCGGCGGCGACUUCCGCUACUUCCGCGCGCGCAGCAGCACGCCCGAGUCGCUGUGUGGAACGCCGCCCGUGCGGGAACGUGACCGGGACCGAGACCGGGAACGCAUCGACGACUACCGGCUGAUGGAGUACAUGGCCAUGGACCGGUACCAUCUCCACUACCCCCACCCGCAUCACCCCCACCCCCAGUACCAGCACCCACACCACCCCCUUCAACAACAGCCGCAACACCAACACCACCAUGACCUGCACGGCGGUGCCCACGAACCCAGCAGGACCAAGACCUUCGAGGAGGAGAGCAGCUACAUGGAGCGGGCAUUCCUCAAGCUCUCGCUGGCCUCCAAGGCCAAGGCGUCGCUGGGCGCGGGCUUCGUGCACCAGAAGGGCACUCAGACCUCCUCCUCCUCGCUAGACGAGGCCAGUCCUGUGGAGUCCUCCAAGCACCAACCCCAUCCCCACCCGCACCCCCACCCGUCCGCCUCCUCAGGUAGUGGCUGCUACCAGAAGACCACCAGCGAGUACAAGCCCUACGUGGAGGUGAGCCACCACCCCCAGCUCCAGCUCCACCACACGCCCAAGCCCGCCUUCCAGUUCACCUCGGACGUGCGGAGAAAGCUCUACGAGGACGACGGAUACAUGCCCAUGUCCUUUAGCCCGGGUUCGAGCGCCGGCUCGGGGUCCGGGUCCUCCCAAAACACGGAUUACAUCCCCAUGCUACCCAGGAUGCUCCACCCCUCCACCCUGGACCUGCAACCGUGCGUACCCACCAGCAGGCCAUCCCCGCCGCAGAUGCCCGACACCUACAUGAUGAUGCAGCCGGGCGGCGAUACCCCCCCUCACCACAACCGCCAUCACCACCACCACCACCCUCCCUCAUCAGCGCUCCCCAGCCCCUCCUCCUCCUCUCACGCACCCCCCCGGACGCCGCCGGAGUUCGCCGACUACAUGGACAUGUCGUUCAGCCACGCCACCGAGCUCUACGCUCAGUCGCCCCCUCCGCACCCUCACAAUCCCCCUCACGCGCCCCCGCCGCCAGCGACGCCCGACACCCCCAAGUCGCACGGCUCCUACUUCUCCCUGCCGCGCUCCUACAAGACGCCCCUGCGGGACAAGAUGGGCCCGCCGCCGGGGCCCGGGGACGCCUCGGCCGCCCAGACCCCCGUGGACGACGACGACUACGACGACGACGACGACCCCGAGUCCCCUCCCAGCCCGGGCGAGUACGUCCACAUGGACUUCGGGGACCGUCUCGGGUGUCCUCUGGUGUCAUCGUCCCCAACGUCACCGCCACCGCCGCCUACUACUGUGACCGCUGCCUUCCCGCCGCCGGCUUCCUGCGAGCCUCACUGUGCUCCCCUGGGACAGGACUACGAGGGGCUGGGCCUGGACGCCAUGGACGCCCUCCUGUUCAAGGGACGCCCGCCGCGCCACUCCCUGGUGGCGCCCUGGAACCCGCCCAACUACGCCCGGCCCCCCUCCAUGAGUGCCUACCUGCAGGGCCAGGGCCAGGUGGGCCAGGUGCCCGAUCACCUGGACGUGGAGAAGGCCUUCGCGCAGCAGGGCUACCGGCUGGCCAAGAGCCCCUCGGUGGGCAUCUACCAGCACCUGUGCACAGGUGAGCGGCCCGUGCAGGAGGACCUCCAGACGGGCCAGGGCCAGGGGCCGGGGCGGCGGCGGCACAGCUCCGACACCUACUCCUCCAGCAGCACCAGCUCGGGCCGGGCCGUCUGCACCAUGAAGGCCUUGGCCAGCUGCAGUCCACCGGAUGGUGUCGGUGGCGGUGGCGGUGUUGGUGGCGGUGGCAGCAGCAAGAGGUGGCCGAACUCUGUGACGUGCGACAGGUCACCUGCGGAUGAUCUCCUGUCGCCGUCGUCGCGCCCCAUGCCUGUGCCUGCCGCCACCGUGCUGGCAGGCCCGUGCUCUGGUGUUGGGGGCACAGGGGGACGGGGACAGCCCACGUCAUCAACCAGCUACCUCAACUUUGGCGCUUUCGACCUGCGGGAUGUGACGGGGGACGGUGGUGGUGGUAGUGGUGGGAUGCCCUCUCCGUGCCCCUGCCCCGAGCAAGCCCACAGUAGUGAGGACGAGGUCUAUGCCAGCAUGGACUAUACCGUCUCGGGAGGAUCCUCCGCCACUGCCUCAAAAGGUUGGUUAUGUCUCUGUUUCCCUGCCUUCAGCAAGAGAAGGCGCAAAAAAAGUAGAAAAGAGUAGAAUUAUGUUGUUUUUUUUUUGUUUUUUUUCUAUUUCUUAUUUUGGUCAUUUUGCAAAUGCAAAUAAUUUUGGUUUGGAAAAGAGAAAUCUAUUUUUUUUAUUUUUUGUAAAAAAAAGAAAGAAAAAAAAACUACCUACUCUAAGUUACCCUUAGAGCUAAGUUAAGUUUUGUUUGGCCACUGUAUUUUGUGGUGUGUGUGUACACUUUUAAUGUGAAUUUGGGAUGAAUGGAUUAUCAAGAGAUUUUGCAACAUACAUGAGGUAUUGCUAUUGCUGAACUUAAGUCAGGUAUUAUUGAAAGUAAACUAAUAAAGAAGAAAUAAAGAAUUACACUAUUUAAAGGCAAAAGAAAAAUGCAAGCCUCAGCUGAGAUAAUUCCUCACAGUUGAGCAUUUGUAAACAGGAAAUGCAAAGCUGCACAAUGGGAAGUGGGAAACUGCACAAUCACCUGUGGGUUAUGUUUAUUGUAAAUAGUUUUUUUCCCUCCAUUUCUCCAGGCUAUUUCGGUUGCUUUAGGCAUACAUUGUAAUGUGUGUUUUGUUGUUAUUUGAGGUAUGUUUAGCUGCUGAAUGACACUUGUUGUCCCAUUGUCGCCAGUUGAAUGAUUUGACUUUGAGAACAGCAGUGACUCAGGUGGAACAAAUCUCAUCCAACUCGUAACAGUAGUGAAAUACCACUGCUAACAUGCUGCUAUUGUAGGAUACUGUCAGCCUGAUCUCACAGAACUCUGUGAAAUGAAGAUGGACCCUUAGGACACGAAAUCCAUGACAGUUCCACAGAUUUUGGCUAAAUUUCAUGUUGGGGUAAUGGAAGUGUUUUCCAUGAUAGACUCACGGACGUGCUUCCUAUUUUUUUCCCCAUGGCACUAUGUUAAGUCUAUCAUUAGGAAACUGACAAACCGGUGGUGGAAUAGCCAACCUUUUGUAGUUGGUUGUUACCAAAUUUCUUAUACUAAACAAAAGAAUGCUAUAGCAAUAUAAGAUGUGCCCUGACCAAAAUAAUCCCUAACCCUUAAUCUGUCAGUAAAGAAAUGUUUUGAGACAUGCUGUACCUUUUCCACUUGGUUGAUGGGCUACUAAAUUAUUGUACUAAACGAAACAAUGCUAGUAGUAUAAGCUAUGUUCACACCAAAACAAUCCUUAACUCCAAACUGUCAUCAUGAAAAAAAACUUUGAAAUGAGAAAAAACUUGAGAGAACACAAGUUGGAACACAAGACUGUGGAAAUAUAGAGCUGUGGAAAUAUAGAGAAAGUAAAAUAUGUGAAACUGCCACAGCUUUUGUCACAAUGGUCUGUGCUCAUUUCACAGAAAACUGUGAGAACAUGUUGAUACCAGAGAGACUGUAGAAUACUCCUAGAAUCUCUGUUGAGACCGUAUGUCACUUACGCCAGUUCCUGGUUCAUGCCAGAGACCAGUAGUCUUAAUUGAUGCUAAGUUUUUAAACAUUCUCCAUCAAAAUUAAGUAACCUGCUAGUCUUAUGCAACGUUAUGCACUUUUUGUGAAUGAAGUUAUUGAAGCUAGGUUAUUAUAAAGUUCAACUUAGCCAGUGCAUUUAAUCUGCACCCCUCAAAGGGCCCGAUAUCACCUCUGCCCUGCUGAGAGAAUAUAGGUGGAGGUUAAAAUAACAUUUGACACUGAUGAAGUCUUAUAUCUUGAGGCAUUAAAGGUUUUAAAGACAGGAGAGCUUAGCUAAGGUUGAAAAAAGACUGCUUGGUUAUAUGUCUGCUGGUUGUCAUCCUCAGAGAGGAAAAAGCUAGAAAGUAAAGAUAUUCUCCAUGUGUUUGUGUCCAUAGAGUGUUUGUAAAUGUGAUGAUGAAACAGGUCAUGACAUGACAUGACAUUUUUGCUACAUUCACAUCACAUAAAAUGUACUGUGUAUCGGAACAAAACUCUACAAAUAUGCACAACUGUUCAUACAAAAGGUUCAAACUUCCGUGUACCUCUCAGGGCAGAUGUCAGUAAAAGUGCAGUAAUAGACUCUCAGAAGUUAUAGAUGGGUCUCUGCAUACUGCUUGACAUUACAUUACAUUUCACUUAGCUGACACUUUCAUUCAAAGCGACUUAGUUAUUUACUGGUUAUUGGUUACAGUCCCUGGAGCAAUGUCGUCAGGUGCUUUGCUCCAGGGCACUUCAGCCAUGGAUGGAGGUGAAGGGAGCAGUCAGAGUGAGAUUUGAACCUUCAACCCUCUGAUCUUAAAACAUCUUCUUGAGCCAAAUCUCUGAUCCUAAACCAUUAGACCACAGCUGCCCCCUCUCACUGCUUGCUACAGGCUUUCAUUUUCUUGAGACUGAAAUGCACAGUUGUUGUUUUUUGGAUCUGCAUAUCAGUAUCCUCCUGUGGGUCAGAUAAAGGCAACCGUAACGUAAUGAUUGUGAACUAUGACCCUGAAUUCUUAUCUGUGUAGAAUCCCAUGUUUAAGCUGCCAUUGCACAAGAUAAAUAAUUUUCAAGGCUUAAUAUGCUUUCUCAGUAUGAUCAAGUCAAGUCAGCUUUUAUUGUCAGUUUAUUCAUAUGCACAGGUCAUACAAGGAAAUUGAAUUACGUUUCUCUCUUGAUGCUAUGAAAGGGCAUGGACCUACACAGGACAUUUACAAACUGACAUCAAAGUGUAAGACAGGACAAGUUACAGUGAUGUACCAAAUGUAUAAUGUAGAGGUUCGGUAUGUUUGAGCUGCUGAGUUGAGCUGCUGAGUUAAACAAUCUGCCUCACAAAAAAACUACAACCGUCUUGGACAUGUGGAACAGAUUGGGAAAGCUAUUCUCCAACUUUGCUAUUGGCUUGUGGUGACGUCCAGCGUAGCUGUUUUGCUGAGACACUUGCUGAGUCUUGCUGAAGUUAAUCAUCUUGUUUCUGGGUAAAGGCCACAAUGAUUUUAGACAAUGACUUACUGACAUUACAUGAAGUCAACAUGGUGAGGCCGGGGUUAAAAUCCCACAUAACAUGCCCUUUUGGAUUCCACCAGAGGAUAAAUCACAUAUUCCUUCUGAUGUAUUUCUGCACCUGAACUCGAAGCCAGUUAGUAAAAUGAAAAACAUCCUCAUGUGUCUGUGCUUCCACAAUUACAUUCAUAACAACUUUGCUCAUAUGAAAAGCAUGCAUAACAAAGUCUAAUUGAGUUGUGCUCACAAGCCUAUCUGAUCCAUGAUGUGGAAAUGCAGUCUGUCUGAUCUCCUUGCCAUGUUUAGUGGACCUUCACUUGAGGGUCAACGAUGGAGUACCUAUCACUGUAACAAUUCAUUGAUUUACUCGUGGAGUAAACAGUAUUUUUUGCAGACUUCA